Messenger RNA from Schistosoma turkestanicum, 294 nucleotides. The record is from the annotation of a GenBank genome assembly. Lineage: Eukaryota; Metazoa; Platyhelminthes; Trematoda; Strigeidida; Schistosomatidae.
AUGCCAGCACUAAUCACACUUGAUCUAGUCGCAGUCGCUUUAUUAACCUUGUUAAAUAUGACUGUGGGUCAAGCAACACUUGGGAAAUUUCGUCUUACUGAUGGUGAUGCUUGUUUAGCCUCUUUAUUACUAUACAUUACAUUGAUGCUACAACAAAUUACAGCUCAUUCGAAUUUCUCAUACUUUUUAAACUACAAAUUCAACAAUUGUUCAGCGAAUAAUAAUAACAAGGAUGUUUUGUUGAUUGAUCAAACAUUUUAUCAAGAAAAGUUUGGAAUAUUGUUGGAACUCUAA